AUGGAAGAAGCAACGUUUUUAAUUGCGUUGUUUAUGGUAGCUCUUGUUAUCAUUAUAACGCUCCCCAUUGGAGUUUAUGAGAAAAGUACGAAUGCAGCAUGCCUCUCAAGGAGAAGAUUAGAAGGGAAGACUAUGAUAGUGACCGGUGAAACGGUAGGCAUUGGACUUAUGCUAUCAACAGACUUAGCACAUAGAGGUGCUAAAGUGAUCAUAGCUUGUCCUUUCUUAGUUGUAGGCAUCGAAGCAAGAGCAAAAAUAAUAGAAUAA
Arctia plantaginis is the source of this 267-nucleotide messenger RNA. NCBI's taxonomy places the organism in Eukaryota, Metazoa, Arthropoda, Insecta, Lepidoptera, Erebidae. The record is from the annotation of a GenBank genome assembly.